UGUCGCGAAAUGUCUCCCCUAACAAAUAUAGGGAAGUCGAUUGCUUGUCUAUUUAUGGACACGAUGUUGCGUCGUAUUUUUUAAUUUAUGUUUCUGGCGUCGCUCGGUCCAGUUGUGGUCUUACAUGGAUUCCAAGGUUUCUGAAGGUAAAGUUUCCCGCCCCUUGAGACGGUCGGCGCGGCAGACGACAGUUAAAGGGCCUGGCUUUGAAGCGACCCCUAGGAGUCCUUUAAAGAGGACCAAAAAGGGGUUAGAAAACAAAGCUCCUGGUGCAGCAGUCAAUGGCUCCAAAGAUGAGGAGAAUGACUCGGAAGAGGAAGAGCAGCCACGCAAGAAGAGCCGGCUGGACACUGGAGGACCGGUGGACGGCAGGGGGGAUGAAAACGAGAUGGAUGUCCAGGAGUCAGCUGAAGCCAUGGAGAAAAAUGGAGACCAGGAAAUAAAUGUUGGACAGGACAGCCCUCCUGACACUCAUCUGCCAGAAACGCGCCAAGGACAUGUGGACUUGAACGUCAACGUGAACUUCAACCCUUUGGUAGUGCUCGGCGAACGCUGUCAAACCAGUCGUACCAUAAAUGAAGACUCGAAACCAACAAACAAAGUAAAACCAUCAGCAGAAGCACCUGCACCCCCCACCAAGCCUCCCAUGCCGAUCAGACCACCAGCAAACAGAUACGAUGCGCCGAAGAUCACCAGCAUGGCCGAGUACAGGAGGACGAUGGAGGGCAAAGUCAAGAGCACUGCUACACCCAGAGUGAACCACCUUGUUCCAGGCGUGUAUCCAGCCUCGCAGAAAUCCUGCACAAUGAGACAACGAGUUAAUGACAUUCCAACGCAGUCCAUUCGUCACAAAAAACAAGAAGGGUUAAAGAAAGCUGCUGUCGCCAGGAGAAGCUCUGGGAAUUCCUCCAGAGGAUUCAAGUGGUGUUUAUGGAUUUUGGUUCUGCUGGUUCUGCUCAACUUUGCCACCUUUCUGGCAUACAAGUUCAUUCCUGUACUCCAAAAGAGGGCAGCUGGUGGGGCAUCUCCAUCCAGGGUUGUAAAACCAGAAGAGUUUGCUGAUCACUUGUCUCUUCUUGAGACUCAGUUCCCCAGUCAGCGACCUGAGCUGUGGAAGAGGAGCAAGAUCCACCUGGAGAAGCACCUGAAAACAGCUCAGCCCACAGAGCCAGUCAGUCUUAUCCUCACCGCAGGCCGAACAGCUGGGAGGACACUUGGCUGCCUGGCUCAGGCUCUGGCCUCUUCCUUCUCAUCUGCCCUCAACGCCUCCGUCCUCCACAUCCAUGGAGCCAGCAAAGCAGGCCAGGACAGCGAUGAGGUGAAGCUGGACAUUGACUACCAGCUGCAAGCAGCCUUCGAGGGUGAAAAACCUGUGGCAGUCAUUCACCGUUUUGAGGAGCUGCCUCCGGGCUCCACCCUUAUUUUUUAUCGCUACUGUGACCAUGAGAACGCUGCAUACAAGCAAGUGUUCCUGUUGUUCACUGUGCUAUUGCCUCAAGAUGAGGUCAGCGCUGAGCUGAGCCUAAAAGAGGUAGAGGAGAUGGUGCAAGACUAUGUUAAAGAAAGGCUGGUGGGGUCCAGCAGCCAAGCUGCCUUCAAUAAAAUGGAUACUGACAAGUAUGGAGGACUGUGGAGUCGCAUCUCCCAUCUAACCCUGCCUGUGGUGUCUGAGGAGGAAGUGGAGCAGAAAGGAUGCUGAUGAAACAAGGUGGCAUCUCGCAAGAUGUCAGAUUACCACAUUGGACCAGACUGGUUGUUCUUAGCGUUGCGCAAGGAGCUAUGAGACAGAAGUUACAUGGAAAUAUACGUCUGCUGUGAUGUUUCACAUGUAGACAGCUUUGUAAGUGUUGAAGGUUGUGUUCAUAUCUCAUCACAGGUGAGAUCGUGCUCAAGUCACAGUCAGACGUUCAUCACACAGUUUGACUGACAGAAGAUGCACAACAGGUUUUACAUCGUCCACAUGUACAGACUUGGCGGUUUUACCAACCGUGUUGCACCGUCAUUCAGCUUUUAAAGUCAAAUGCAUUUCCUGAUUCAGCGUGUUUGCUUUAUGAUGAACUUCCCAUCUGAGAAGAGUUUUUGUUCAGCUUGAGUCACACCAGGUCCUUCUGUGGAACCAACACAUGCUUCAUUUUCUGAGUGUUUUUGUUUUGUAUCCAAUCUCUGAGACGACUGAUGGCCCCAUGGACGAGUGUCCCUUCCUUCAUUCCGAUGUGUGAGCAUUGGAUUAGUUUUGCACUGAACAUGUUUGUUUUUGCUUUAACUGUUCCUCCCAUCGAUAGUGCUGGCUUUUAUGAAGAUGGAUAUUUUAUAUGCUUUGUUUACUUGUGAUGUUUCCUAGUUUUUUGAUAGUUGUGUGUGUGUAUAUAUAUAUAUAUAUAUAUAUAUAUAUAUAGGAUAAUAAAAGGUUUGUUUUGUGAACCUUUUGUCAAGAAACCACUGAAUUGUACCUACAAUGUUGUCCACUUAAUAACCUGCAAGUUUUUGAAUUUGUAAAAAUGUUUUGACUGAACAGAAGUCACAAAUUGUGCCUUAAACAGGAAGCUGAAGGUUAAAGUUCUCAGUAUCUUGAUGCUGCCUCCUGACAACAUCAAAACUCAACAAAGGUUUCUUGCUUUUAAAUCUUUCUGAUUUGUGUUAAAUCCACAUUUUCAUGUGGGGUUCUUCUCAGUGAAGCCACUCAUUCCUCUUAUGUCAUCAUUCUGAUACGUUCUGUGCUUUUGAAAACCUGACUGUUUUCCAAUAAAGAUUAUUUUGAUACCUAGAA
Molecule: messenger RNA, 2767 nt
Organism: Stegastes partitus (bicolor damselfish)
Lineage: Eukaryota; Metazoa; Chordata; Actinopteri; Pomacentridae
Product: torsin-1A-interacting protein 1-like
Exons: 8
Coding region: 125-1699 (524 amino acids)
Biological process (GO): membrane organization
Cellular component (GO): membrane
Molecular function (GO): ATPase activator activity
Source: RefSeq, a predicted model, not a curated record